CUGAAAUCAAUCCUCAAAUUCAAAACCGUCUCAAAACAAUGGAAAUCAAUACUGGAAUCGAGAAUGUUCGCGGAGAGGCGUAUGAAUGUUCAAAAGAAGCUGAAAAUUAUGGCCGCCAGAGACCGGAACCGGUUCCGACCGCUAUUCGAAGGGGACGAAGAGGUCGAUAUGCUCUAUCUAAACUGCAAUGUCGCCUCACGACCGUCUUUAUCAUGUGACGGUCUGGUUUGCAUCCCCAUACCUGGCUGGAUCAACGUUUUAAACCCUUCCACUGGAGAAUUCCUUAGAUUCUCUUCUGGUCGAGAUCCACGGUUAAUCAACGACUUCGAAUGCGUCGAUUCUAAGUUUGAUGUUUUCCCUGGAUUUUGGACGAUGGGAUUCGGUAGGGACAACGUUAAUGGGAGCUAUAAAAUAGUGAGAAUGUUGUUUGAUCGUCAUUUCGAGAACCGCUAUUGCCAGAUUCUAGAUGUUAAUAUUGGGGAAUGGCGAAAACAAAGACAGCCUCCUUACUUUGUGGGAUAUAGAGAGAAGUCCGCUUGUGUGAAUGGGUCCAUCUACUGGUCACAAGCACUCAUUCGUUGCAAAUUACUAGCUUUUGAUCUUUACUCGGAAGAAUUUCGUGAUGUCCCAACACCGCCUCGAUCCGAAAUAUGCGAAAGGUCAUGCCAAAUAGUGAAUCUUGAAGACCGUCUAGUCUUAGCCGUAACCUAUACUACGAGUCUUCAUUGGAAUGUUAAGAUAUGGAGCAUGGAUGCACACGAUGGAACACGGAGCAUUACUUACUCCAUACGUUUAUUCUCUAAAGAUAUGAACUCUAGUAUUAUGAACCAUUUCCAAUUGUGGUUUUGGACUAGGCCACUGGCGGUUUCUAAGCGAGGGAAUCUUUUCUUCCAUGAUAAUGAGAAGAGGUUAUAGAAAUAUUAUACAAAGACUGACGAGGUUCGUAUCCUCGAGAGAGACAUAUGUGUUAUUUCUCCUUUUAUUGAGAAUUUGCUCCCACUUCGACGUCCAGAUUCUGUUACCAAGAUAAGGACAUACGGAUUUCAGUUUCUUGAUCACGCGCCGAGAUCCCGGAUAUCCAAUUUUCUAAAACGACUCGAAAACCAAAAUAAUUUGCUUACCACCGCUGCUGCUGCUGUGGCUCUUGCGACUCUUGUAUAUUUUAUACAUUAGGAUUUCGGUAUCUAGAUCUCACUUGGCGAGCUAGUUCUUGAUAUUACUAGUUUAUUGGGACAAUACUUCAAAAUUUAUUGUUCGUUUACGGAUUGACCAAGUAAAAAUAUUGCUUUGCUUGUUGUGUAUAACUGUG
Molecule: messenger RNA, 1309 nt
Organism: Arabidopsis thaliana (thale cress)
Lineage: Eukaryota; Viridiplantae; Streptophyta; Magnoliopsida; Brassicales; Brassicaceae
Product: F-box associated ubiquitination effector family protein
Exons: 2
Coding region: 64-915 (283 amino acids)
Source: RefSeq, marked reviewed